ACCCUGAACGUAACAUCCUCGGGGGGGUGAAACCACUAAGUCACUGCUGACUGUGACCAGUUUGGCGAGGCAUGGGAGGAGGACGUGAACGCUGAGGCAGACCAACGGAGGACAGCGGCAGAAGCAGCGGCGGCGGCGGCGGCUCCCCAAACUUCCGAGCGGAGCUGUCAGCUCGCUGUCAUCAGCCAGAGCGCGCGGGGCGACGCCGCGCGGACCUGGAGGAAGCCCACGCUCGAGGAUGGAGAUAGACAAGCGGACGAAUGGGUUCGACUACCCCGAGAGAAACAACGCCAAGGCGGUGAACGGUUUUUGCAGUGACCACCCCCUUGAGUCUGAACACAACAGCAGCAUGGAUGAUGCAGCUGACCAACGGACUUGCCUUAUCUGUGGAGACCGAGCCACAGGCCUGCACUAUGGCAUCAUCUCCUGCGAAGGCUGCAAAGGCUUUUUCAAGCGCAGCAUCUGCAACAAGCGUGUGUACCGCUGCAACCGCGACAAGAACUGCGAGAUGUCCCGCAAGCAGCGCAAUCGCUGCCAGUACUGCCGCCUACUCAAAUGUCUGCAGAUGGGGAUGAACAGGAAAGCAAUCAGAGAAGAUGGCAUGCCGGGAGGAAGGAACAAAAGCAUUGGGCCUGUGCAGAUAACGGAGGAGGAGAUAGAGCGGAUCAUGUCAGGACAGGAGUUCAAGGAGGACGUCCCAGAGCACACUUGGGGGAACAACGGUGACAGUGACCACAGUUCUCCCAGCAAUGGAGCCUCAGAAGGAAACCAACCAUCACCUGCCUCCACUCUUUCAUCCAAUCGCUCUGCAGAGAUGAACGGCUACACAGCAGCUCUGAGGGACCAGUACAUCAACACCUCAAUGUCCACACACUAUCACCUCCUGCCUCACCUGUUCAGCUAUGCUGCCCAGUCUGGCCUGCUGACCCCACAGCCCCGCAGCCUUUACCCACAGUCCCACCCUCUGGUGCUGCAGCUGGUUGCUGCAGAGGACUUGGCCCCCCUCACCACCCCGAUGCUUAUAGAGGAUGGGUACAAGGUGACACAGGUGGAGCUGUUCGCCCUGCUGUGUCGUUUGGCAGAUGAGCUGCUCUUUCGCCAGAUCUCUUGGAUCAAGAAGCUUCCAUUCUUCUGCGAGCUCUCCAUUGAGGACUACACCUGCCUGCUCAGCUCCACCUGGCAGGAGCUCAUCCUGCUCUCCUGCCUCACCAUCUACAGCGCCCAGAUCUUUGGAGACCUGGCUGACGUCACAGCCAAGUACACACCAUCUGAUGACGAACUCCAAGGCUUCAGUGAGGACGGCAUGGAAGUGAUGGAGAGGCUGAUUUAUCUCUAUCGCAAGUUUAAUCAGCUGAAGAUCAGCAAUGAGGAGUACGCCUGCAUGAAAGCCAUCAACUUCCUGAACCAAGAUAUAAGAGGACUGUCCAACGUCUCUCAGCUCGAGCAGCUGAACAAGCGCUACUGGUACGUGUGUCAGGACUACAUCGAGUACAAAUACCCACACCAGCCCAAACGCUUUCCAGAGAUAAUGAUGUGUCUGCCGGAGAUCCGCUACAUCGCAGGAAAGCUGGUGAAUGUCCCACUUGAACAGCUUCCGCUUCUGUUCAAAGCAGUCUUGCACUCCUGCAAAUCCAGCCUGACCAGCUACAGGACCGGCCCACCGCCCUGCCUGACCGCCUCCUCUGGAAACUAAACCAUCUCCAAACACCAGGUUGAGGCAACGGUCUCCCCUCCUGCGAAUGUGACAAGCAGCUAGUUUCUUCUUUUAUUUCUGUAAUAUUUUUCUUUAUAUAUUUAUUACACGACAGAGCUGAAUGUAUGCUGAUUUACACUGUGCACAUGCUUCUGUACAAAACAAAUGCUCGUAGAUGCAUUGGUCUUUGGAGUUUACAAGUGUAUAUCCAGUUUGCUCGAUGUGUCAGUGUUGCCAUUGCUAGACUAGACUUUAAAAGAGUUUAUUUUAUUCAGACGGGGCAGCGAGACACAUUUAUUUGUGACUACCUCAGGAAGAUGUUAUUGCUAUUUUCAGGUACCUUUUCUUGCUUUUAAAUGAAGAGUUGCCCAGUCUAAAACCAAACCUGUGGAUGCUUUGACAUCCGCACAUUAAGAGACUGAAUGUUUAAAUGAGCUGCAUAAAUCAGAGUUUGAAAAACAGUGUUUUGAUACACUCGAGAUGCAAAUUUAUUAGCAAAGUUUAGCUUCUUUAUAUGCAUGGACUCAAAUAUAUUCUGCUUAAGGGGGACGGUCCUGUCAAGUUAACAUUCCAAGAGUUAAGGUGACAGCUGUGGGAUCAUAGUAAAAGGAGCAUACGGGUAUUUUUAACAAUCAUAGACUAGGGGUUUAAGGCUUUGAUUGCAGGGGAAAGGGAAAAUAGCUAGGUUUGCUGAUUUUGAUUGAUUUUUUUUUUUCUUGACCAAAGUAUUAUGCAAUGCUUUUUUCAAACACCCACUGAUGGGUAGGGAGCUGACAGCUCAACAAAAAAUAUUUCUUAUCAAUGAAGGAUCAGGAUAAGAAACUAAUCAAUAUUUUUCAGAGGGGAGACCCUUAAUUGGACACCUGUGUCAUUCAAAUUCAUUUAAAAUGCUGCUAAUCAUAUGCAUAUAUUUGUGCACAUAUGCAUCUACCAGAGUUGGGGCUUCUUAUCAUAGAGCUCUGUUUUGUUUUUUUGUUUUGUUUUUUAAACUCUGCUGCCUUCAGCGUCACAGAACGUGGUGUCUUCUUGGUUAGCUGUCAACACACUAUCUACACUGACUAUACUGCAGUUAAAUUGGCAUCUGUGAAAACAGGAAUGAGCUUCAUUUUAGUUUUUAAAGGCUCGAACGAAUGCCCAAACUGGGAGUAAACGUGUCGUCCAACAGACAUCACUGUUGCCAACAGCCCGGGUUUGAAAAUCCUCAGCCACGGCUCUCUGCCUGCCCUGCAGCACCGGCUUUCCUCGACAUGAAUUCAUGGUGCCUUGCAGCUGUAAAUGCUUGCAUAGAGAGUCACAGUGAGGACGUUCACCCGACAGCUCAGUUCACUGAGUAAGAUCUGCAGCGUCGUCCAUCUUCGAGGGACUUUUAUUUCCAAUAAAAGCAGAACAAUUAGCUGCCAUCAGUGCAUUUGACUUUAUGUCUACUGUGUCUUGAAAGACAGAUUAAUGGUCAAUCAAAGUACAAACUUCGAAUAAUGCUAUUUUCAGCAUCAAUUUGCGUUUUUUAAACAUAGUUUUAAAGGACCAGGAUUGCUUGCAUUCAAAUCUCGGAUCUUUUUCCACUCAGACUACUGUCUGUGUGCUGCAUCUCAAACUGAGAGCUUUGAAGUGGUUCACGGUUUGUGUCUCUUCUGCUGUCUCACAUGUUCACCACACCUCGAUCAGCAGAAUGUAAGCAGAACUCCAGAGGUGGUUUAAAAUAGACCUGUCUGCUCUGUGAAAAUAGAAAAUAGCAGGCCAACACAAUCCCAGAUGGACACAAACCAAACUGUCCAGUGCACGUCGGGUGGAAUCGCGAUGCAGGUGAACAGAUCUUUGUUACUGUAGGCACAUAGUUUACCUCUGGAUCAUCAUAUUAGAGCUGCAUUUCGAGCUCCAAGCUCACGAUUUCACAGAUGAUCACUUUAACCUGGUUUGGAGUGUAUUUAGUUUGAUGCGACAGGCGCCCAGGUCUCAGUGAAUCCAGGAUCGGUGGAUUCAGGAGACUCACUUCAGGCUUGAAUGCCCUCUGUGACAGAUAUGCACAUGUUUUGAAUAAUAAUCACUAUAGAAAAUGGUCUCGUUAUGUGUGAGAUGAUCAUUUCAGAGGAGUCCUCAUGGAUUCCUCAAGGUUUCUAGCUGUUUCAUGACUUUCAAACAAUUAGAAUUGCAGAUGAAAUGCAGUCCUGACUGUUUUUUGUAUGCAACGGUGAGGUCUGAAGACCUGGACUGCCUGAUGGCGUCCGCUGUCGCCACACCGGUGUGUUUUUCUCCCUCAGGUCCCUGCCGACCUGAAUCAAAACAGGGUAAAGUGAGUGUUAUGUAUUGCAUUCAGGAGUUCCUCAGUGACCAUGAUGAUGUACUUUUAGUGUUAGUAGAUGUAGUUUCCAGGACAUAGUAGGUCCUCCUGUAGAAUUACUUUUUUUUUUGUUUCUCCAUCUUAUUUCACUCAGUCGCCUCCCUUCAAAGCCUCCAUUUAGAGAGUGUGGAUAUCAUCUGAACGUGAGACACGCAGGGCGAAUAUUGCUAGGAGUUUCAUUCUUCUUUUCUGAUGGCAUUGGUGAUGGAUGGCUGAGAGCCAGAGACCUCUGGAGAGUGAAGCAGCUUUUUUGUUGAUGGUCUCCAUCCACUUCUUUGUGUGCAGCUGCAACAACAGCAUCAGGCAGCAGUCCUUUUUAGAAGUUUCAGACAAAUCAGUCUUUUGAUUUUAUGCAUAUUAUCUACUCUUGUAGUUUUGAUGAUAUUUGUUUUUUUUAAAUUGUCUUUUAUGUCGUCUUUGUCGCGUUUUCUGCAGGGAUGAUGGGUGAAAAUAACCUGUCAUUUUCAAAACCAAAUGUUUUAACAGUUGAACCUCUUAAACAGUGUAAGACAGACCGUGCAUGCAGACAAAUCUAAAAACAAGACUUAUUUCGGUUAUUCUUACAUUUUGGUGACAUUUGUUUUGGCCCAUGAGUGUCAGGCUUCAGAAGAGCAGCUUAAAUCCCAGUCAUGCUGCACUACAUGGAUUGCUCUGUUGUCUGCCUCCAGCCUAAACCGACUCCCAUCAUUUUUAAAAAUCGUGACUACAGGUUUCCGUAGCAACACAUUUUUACAUUAUCUCCAAACGUGACUUUUGUUGGCCAAAGUCCCUCGGCAUAUCAGGUCCUUUUCGAGCAAGGUCUCCAGCUUUAGUCCAUAGAGCCAGUCCAAGUGGGCGGAGCCAGACUCAGCUCCUCCUCCUCCUCCUCUCUUUAGAAUUUUGUAACACAGUUUUGAUCUGCUCUGCAGAUCUAGUUAAAGACGGAGGUUCUGGAAUAUUCUUACACCUCAGUAAAGACAGACUGGAAGCUCAACAGGGUCACCUCACUGCCUAACUGGAUUUUCUGUAUUUGUAGUUGCAGUGUGCAGGGAUAGAUGCUUCUAAUCCAAAACUACCUCUUCAUUUCUCCUUGACAUGUUUUUGUUGUUUUCACUCCAGGAUUCAGAUUUGUACCAAAUACACAAAGCUGUCUUAUUUCUCUUUUUGAAUGUAUAAAUACUUACUUUUACCUCUGAUAAUGAUGCUGUUUGUUGGCAGUGUUUGUUUCCCACCUUUAAAACUCCGACUCUCUCCUUCAGGGGUUUUUUCUUUUUCACAUUUGAAUGCUUUAUUUGAUGUUGAUUUAAUGUGAUCUCAUAUUUCAUGCCUGCCUUCGCAUCGUGAAGCCAAUUCCAAAGAUGAAAUCCUGUCAACGACAGUGUCGGCGUGCUGAUGGAGCGUUCACGUGACGUUCUAUCGAUCGCUGCGGCGCAGCAGUGCUUUGGAUUUCUACGAUUACCUUAUCAGAACUUGCCUUGUUAUCUUCUGAAUGUGUACAUUCUAUUCUCCACAUUGUGAUAUGUGUGCGCGUGCACGUGCUUUAAUCCCUAUUCUUCUCCUUGAUUGCUGUUGUGAGGCGGUUCAAGGUAACCCGCAGUGUCGUCACCUCUGACGGUUGGUGGCGUUGCAACAGAUGAGCGGAGCCGUGGUCAGACUGCUUUCCUCGCUGUCCUUGAGUGGCAGCGGGAGACCACAGCUGAUGCAGAUGGGGGGCGGGGUCAUGACUGUUACAACACCCAGCUGCUCCCAAAGUGCUUCAUCCAGGACUUCACUGGCAUUUCUUUUUUAACGGUUCACUUUCUGGUCUCAGAAAUCAUAUUUCACUAGUUGUCAUAAACGAUUUAGAGAUUCUUAUUUCAUUUUCAGACCCGCCUCUGGGUCAAAUCACAGCUCUGUUGUACUGGAGCACAUAAUGAGAGGAGUUCAGUGGGCGUAACUCAGGGAAAAAUCAAACUUACUCCUGCCAACAAACCACUGAAAUGUCUGCUUUUCUCUUUUCAGGAAUCACUUUUCCACUCUUGUUACUGUAACUACCUGUGAAAAAUGUGAUCCAUGUUUAAAGCAUGUUUAGAAUGUGUUAGGACUUGAAACCAAAUAAAUGUGAAUGUUAUGCAAGUGCAA
Messenger RNA from Oryzias latipes (Japanese medaka), 6131 nucleotides. Its product is annotated as nuclear receptor subfamily 6 group A member 1-A. Gene Ontology annotation, molecular function: sequence-specific DNA binding; DNA-binding transcription factor activity; zinc ion binding. The record is from RefSeq and is a predicted model, not a curated record. Lineage: Eukaryota; Metazoa; Chordata; Actinopteri; Beloniformes; Adrianichthyidae. Gene Ontology annotation, biological process: regulation of DNA-templated transcription.